Molecule: messenger RNA, 3906 nt
Organism: Scomber scombrus (Atlantic mackerel)
Lineage: Eukaryota; Metazoa; Chordata; Actinopteri; Scombriformes; Scombridae
Product: ATP-binding cassette sub-family C member 12-like
Exons: 29
Coding region: 1-3906 (1301 amino acids)
Biological process (GO): transmembrane transport
Cellular component (GO): membrane
Molecular function (GO): ABC-type transporter activity; ATP hydrolysis activity; ATP binding
Source: RefSeq, a predicted model, not a curated record
AUGAAUGGUAAGAGAGCCCCUCCCACAUACUCCUCCAGCCAAUCGGAGACAGCCGCAGGGACCAGCCCUCUGGACCGAGCCGGCUUCCUGUCCUUCAGCACCAUGUCCUGGAUGUCUGCCGUCAUGUGGUCCAUGUCCAGGAAGAAGCUGGACUUCAGCUUUCUCAGCCUGUCUCCUCUGGACGGAGCUGGAGUCAACGGAGACAGGCUGCAGAGACUUUGGGAGGAGGAGGUGCAUAAAGUCGGUCUACAGAAAGCAUCUCUGACUCGAGUGCUGCUUCGCUUCCAGAAAUCCAGACUACUGCUGGUCGUCUUCAUCACUGUCCUCUACACAGCGGCUCUGUUCGUCGGCUCAGGAGUCCUGAUGCACGAGUUCACCAGCUACAACAUCCAGCCGGAGGCGUCCUCAGUGCUGGGGGGCGUGACUCUGAGUCUGGGUCUGGUUUCUGUGGAGCUGUUCAGGGUGGGCUGUGUCACUCUGAGCUGGGCUGUGAACCUGAGGACCGGCAUCAGGCUGAAGACAGCGUUCUGCACGCUGGGCUUCCACAAGAUCGUCUCUCUGAGGACACACAGCGGAGUCUCUGUUGGACAGAUGGUGAGGAUCUUGACCUCUGACAGUCACCGGCUGUUUGAAGCCGUCCUCUUGGCUCCUGUUGUGCUGUCCUUCCCCCUCCUGCUCAUCACCUGCUCCAUCUACUGCUGCUACCUCCUCCACUACACCGCCCUGAUCGGCUUCCUCAUCUUCCUCCUCUUCAUCCUGCUGCAGUGUGUGUUUGCCAGGCUCUUCAGCGUGUACCAGCAGAGAGUCGUGUCCAUCACAGACAGUCGAGUCCGAACUAUAAACGAGGUCGUCACUUGCAUCAAACUCAUUAAGAUGUACGUGUGGGAGGAUUUGUUUGAGAAGAAGAUCACAGACAUCAGGAACACAGAGAGGAGGAUGUUGGAGAAAGCUGCUCUCAUCCAGAACUUCAGCGUGACCAUCAGCCCCCUCGUCCCCAUCAUCGCCGCCACCUGCACCUUCAUCCUUCACACGGGGCUCAGAUUACCGCUCAGCAUCGACAGGGCGAUUCCUGUCAUCACCAUCUUCAACAGCAUGCGCUUCAUCUUGUUCAUGACACCCAACGCCGUUAAGUGCCUGGCUGAAGCUGUCGUGUCCACGCGGCGCCUGAAGAAUCUGCUCCUGAUACAGAAUCCAGAGUCUUACGUCGUCCACAUGACAGAAAGCAAGUCAGCAGCCGUCGUCAUGGACAACGCCACCCUGUCCUGGACCAGACCGCUCCGCCCCCCCCACACAGAGGACAGGGGCGACCCAGAGUCCAAACAGGGACACCCUGAGGCCCCGCCCACCCUGAGGAACAUCUCCUUCACCCUGCCAAAGGGCCGGCUGCUGGGUGUGUGUGGUAAUGUUGGCAGUGGGAAGACGUCGCUGAUCUGCAGUCUGCUGGAACAGAUGUACCUGCUGCAGGGCUCCGUCUCCGUCCACGGAUCCAUCGCUUACGUCUCCCAGCAGCCCUGGAUCUUCUACGGGACGGUCCAAGACAACAUCCUGAUGGGGGAACAUUUGGACCGUCCCAGGUACAACAGAGUCCUCAGCUGCUGCAACCUGGAGAAAGACCUGGACGUCCUGCCGUAUGGAGACCAGACCAUGCUGGGGGAGCAGGGGGUGAACCUGUCGGGGGGGCAGAAACAGAGGAUCAGUCUGGCCCGGGCCGUGUACUCCAACAGGGACGUGUACCUGCUGGAUGACCCCCUGUCCGCCGUGGACGCCCACGAAGCUAAACACCUGUUUGAGGACUGCAUCAGGAAGGAGCUGCAGGGGAAGUCUGUCGUCAUGGUGACGCACCAGCUGCAGUACAUGAAGUUCUGUGAUGAGGUUCUGGUUCUGAAGGACGGGGCGGUUCUGGAGUCAGGGAGCCAUGUGGAUCUGCUGCAGGCGGAGCGACUCUACGCUGAGCUGAUCAACAAACAGCUGAUGGAGCAGAACUCAAAUGAGAAAGAAGAGAAGAAGAAGCAGGUGGAGCUGAACCCAGUGUUCGACAUGUUGGAUGAGAACUCAGACGCUCCUUCAUCUGACUGCAAACCUGCUGUGGACGAUCAGCUGAUCCAUCAGGUGACCAACAGGGACGGUUUGUCCACAUGGAGAACGUUUCAGCGGUACUGUCAGGCAGCCGGAGGUUACUGUGUGAGCUUCUUCAUCUUCCUCAUCUUCACUGUGAUGAUCGCUAACAGAGCUUUAAGCUACUGGUGGCUCGGCUACUGGCUGAAGCAGGAACACGGGACAGGAAACGUGACGGCGUCAGAGGAAGGAAAUAUCUCUCUGAACGCCGACCUUCCCUUCUACCAGCUGAUGUUUGCUCUGCUGACCGUCCUCCUGCUGAUCGUCUGCAUGAUUAAAUGUUUCUGCUUCGUCAAAGUGACGUUCCACGCCUCCACCACGCUGCACCACAGCCUGCUGAAGAAGCUCUUGGCGAGUCCGAUGAGUUUCUUUGACACAACGCCGACCGGCAGCAUCCUCAACUGCUUCUCCAGAUAUCAGGACGAGAUGGACUCUUUGGUGCCUCACAAUCUGAACAUCCUGCUCACCUUCUGUCUGAUCGCUGUCUGCAUCUGCGUCAUGAACUCCAUUAUCUUCCCCAUCAUGCUGCUGCCGGUGUUUGUCCUCGUCACACUCUUGGUUCUCCUCCUCUGGAUGUUUCUGGGGAACAUCUGUGACUUAAAGCAGAUGGAGAACAUGAGUCGGUCUCCCUACGUCUCUCUCAGCACCUCCAUCGCUCAGGGCCUCAGCACCAUCCAUGCCUACAACAAGACUGACGAGUUCACCAAGCUGUUUAAGAGCCUGUCUGACAUCAAUGCUAACCACUUCUUACUGUUUAACUACGGGAUGCGAUGGCUGUGUUUCCUGGUGGACACUCUGUGCACCAUCAUGACGCUGCCGGUCUCUCUGCUGGUCGUCUUCAGCUCUAAUGAAUUCUGCAGCCCGCCUAUGAAAGCUCUCGCCCUGGUCUUCAUCAUUCAGCUGACCAGCAACUGUCAAUUCAUGAUCCAGGCUCUGACGGAGGUGGUGGUGAGGCUCUUCUCUGUGGAGCGGCUGCUGGACUACAUUACGGGCUGCAAGUCUGAGUCCUCAGAGCAGCUGCAGGUGGAUCAGGUCCCGGAGAACUGGCCCCAGCAUGGAGCCGUCACCUUCCUGGACUAUAAGAUGAGGUACAGGAACAACUCGCCCAUCGUCCUCAACGGCCUCCAGCUCCACAUCAGAGGCGGGGAGAAGCUGGGCAUCGUGGGAAGGACAGGCUCCGGGAAGUCGUCUCUGGCUGCCGCUCUGUUUCGGCUGGUUGAACCGGCUGCAGGAACCAUCCUGAUAGACGGAGUGGACAUCACAUCCAUCAGCCUGUUGGACCUGCGCAGGAACCUGUCCAUCAUCCCCCAGCAUCCUGUGCUGUUCACCGGGACUGUCAGAAACAAUCUGGACCCGUUCAACAGCUACAGUGAUGAAGAGAUCUGGGCGGCGCUGGACAAGACGUACAUGAAGGAGACCAUCUGCCGUCUGGACAGGAAGCUGCAGGCAGAGCUGACGGAGGACAGAGGAAACUUCUCUGUAGGACAAAGACAGCUGAUGUGUCUGAGCAGAGCACUGCUACGAAACAGUAAGAUCAUCCUGCUGGACGAAGCGACAGCGUCUGUGGACGCAGAGACAGACGCUCUGAUCCAGAUCACCAUCAGAGAGGCGUUUCAGCACUGCACCAUGCUGACCAUCGCUCAUCACAUCAACACAGUGCUGCAGGCAGACCGCAUCCUGGUGCUGGACCACGGAGAGGUUGUGGAGUUCGAUCAUCCAGACGUGUUGAAGCAAAGACCGAACUCACUGUUCAACUCUCUGUUGACUGCAGCUAAUACUGUGAAGUCCUGA